UCCACACAUGGCCACACGGGACACACACACAUGGCCGCAACGGACAAAGGAGCAUUAUCAGACGGCAGAGGAGAAGAAAAAAGAAGAAGUGUUUGUGUGCAGACAUCAACGGAGAUGAAGUCUAUUCCAGUUGUGUUUAUGUGGCGCAGCAGCAGUGGCCGUGCGUGUGUGUCACAAGAGGAGCGAUGGUGGGGGCCGAUGCGAUAAUGCGACGAGCAUCAUCAUUCAGCAUCAGCUGGAGCGGCGCGUCGGUGGCAUCGACCUAUCACAUCAUCACUUGCUCGUGUCGGGCUGCCGAUUGGUCGACGGCCAAACCCCUCCCAUGCCAGUCCCGUGCCCACCUACCGUCCGUCACCUUCCCCCCACCACCGCAGCUCAUUUCCUCCUCCCUGUGCCGGCCCCGCCCCAUUCUCUAAUCUUUUCUCCCCACCACCACCUCCUUUCCCUCCCUCUUUUCUUCUAAGGCAAACCUUACCACCUAUUCCCAAAGUCGCCCGGAGUUGGUCCCGCGGACGGCUCCAGCUCAGCAGUCUCGGCUGCCUCAGUAGCCGUGUCAGUUCUGCACGUCGUUCAAUCCCGCUCCCGUUUUUUGGUUUUCUUUUGUUUUUCGUUUUCACUCCAGCCAGAAUUUUGGGUCGCAGUUUUCCAUUCAACUUUCGACACCUUCGCUCGCAUUUGCCGUUUACAAUUCGGCCAGAUUUAUCGAUCCUUUGGUUUUCGUGUUUCGUUGCAUGUGACGAUCGUUUUAUUGAAAUUGAAUUUGCAAGUGAAAAAGACACGACGAAUUCCCCCCCGCAAAAAUCUUGAGAUUACAAGAUGCUGCCGGUGAGUGCCAGUGAUGAUGUUGGUGGCAACGCCAUUCAACAGCAACCACUACAACAACAACAACAGUUUAUCCAUGGCCAGCACUCGAGGUCAAAGGGUAAUUUCUCCAUCGCCGCCAUCAUGGGACAUCACGUGACUCACGAAUCCCGACCCUUUGCCAUGGAAGAGCUUUCGCCGUCGCCUUCCAGAAGCAUCCGCCGCUCCUCCGUCGAUCCAUCGCCAGAUUCAGACAGAGCCAUGAAGGAGGACACGGUGGAGGAGGAAGACGUCGAGUCUUCGCUGACGGAUCACGAAAUCGACGUCGAGGACAUUGACGACGACGGGCCACUUCACCUGACGGGCAAAAGUGGUGGCGCCGUCCAUCUGCAGCGUCACCGCCACCAGGGGAGCCAUUCGACUCUGCGCUCGUUCAAAGAGGAAGACGACGACGAGGAAGAUGAAGUGCUGGACAAAGAAGAGAUGGUGGACGAGGAGGACGUCGGCGGGCCGCCGGUGGGUGCAGUCAAGUCGAAGAAAAAGUCUGGCAAGAAAUCUGGUGGUAAAUCGAGCGGAAGCGGCUCGAGCGGCUCCUCGUCCAGCUCCAAUCCGCAAAUCAAACCCAAGUGCAACUGCGAGCAGCUGCAACUCGUCGACUGCCACCUGGAGACCAAGGAAUUGUGGGAUAAGUUCAACGAAUUGGGCACCGAGAUGAUCAUCACCAAAACCGGCAGGCGAAUGUUUCCGACGGUUCGAGUCACAUUCUCCGGGGCGGUGCUGAUGGCCGAGAGUUCGCAGCUCCAGCAGCAGCAGCAACGCACUGCCAGUGAUUUACUGAUGACGCAUCCGCACCAUCCGCUGGCCUACCACCACCACCACCACCUCCAGCACAACAACAACUUGCAUUUGCAGCAUCAUCAGACUCUUGGCCAGCAGCAGAGCCGAGUGCGCUAUUUCGUCAUGCUGGACGUUGUGCCGGUGGAUAGCAAACGCUACCGCUACGCCUACCAUCGCUCUUCGUGGCUGGUGGCCGGUAAAGCCGACCCGCCGGCCCCGGCCCGUCUCUACACUCAUCCCGACUCGCCGUUCACUCCCGAUCAACUCCGCAAGCAAGUCAUCUCUUUCGAGAAAGUCAAAUUAACCAACAACGAGAUGGACAAACAAGGACAGAUUGUGUUGAAUUCGAUGCAUCGGUACCAACCGCGAGUGCACCUCGUCCGGCGGAUGGAAGGCGACACGACUCGGCCGAUCGUCGACUUGGAGCGUGAACAAUUCCGUACCUACGUCUUCCCCGAAACGGUUUUCACCGCCGUGACUGCCUAUCAAAACCAGCUGAUAACCAAACUCAAAAUUGACAGCAACCCGUUCGCCAAGGGAUUUCGCGAUUCUUCCAGACUCAGCGAUUUCGACCGGGACGGAAUGGACGGCAUGGCGGAUUACAUUCGAGCGCCGUCGCGGAUGUUUCCAGACGUGUCGGACUUCGAAGCGGCCACUGGAUUCCUCAACAGCGAAAAAAUGCGAAGCCUCGGCCUCCACCAUCCGCACAAUCAGCAUCCGUUCGGGGGGCCUAUCCACCCGCAACAUUCGAACAAUCCUCGGCUGCCGCCCAUGCCACUGGCCACCAUCCAGCAGCACUUGUUCGCCAUCCAGCAGCGCACCAACAGUUACCCGAUGAUGCCGUCACCGUCGGCCACUUCCGGAUUACCUGCCAACGGUGGCGGAGGUAAUAAUAAUAACAAUCAGCAGCAGCAGCAGAUGCUGCCAAUCCCGUUCCCGCACCAUUUGCUGUCGCAGUGGACGCUGGCCGCCGCUGCCGGAUUCGGUUUGAAUCAUCUGGGGCUCUUUGGACUUGGAGGUUUACCCGGUGCCGGAUUGACUGGCCUACAGCAGCAGCAGCAGUCGCAGUCGAGCGUGAAUGCAAGUGCGUCGGUCUCGCCUUCACAGUCGACUCGACAGCCAAGUCCAAUGACCACCACCACCAGCACGCCGCCUUCGGUUACGGCGACUGUCACGGGUUCGUCCGUCGCUCACCUGCCUUGCCUGUCCGGCGAGAGGGCUGAGACAGCAUCCAACAGCAUCUUGAAGGGUCACAACCCAUCUCACUCCCGCCACCGAUUCAGUCCCUAUCCGCCGGCCAUCGCCAGCAGUAAGACUCAUGGCAGCAGCAGCAGCAACUCGGAUGCUGCUGACCCGUCGGAACGCUCACCUGCUCCGGCCGGUUCUAAACUGAUUUUCGAUAAAUGAACGGGACAUGGGCGACAUUACAAAUUCAUAUCACAGAUGAACAAACAAGCUGACAUUCGUCUUCUGCAGCAGAACAUAACGUCACCUGACGCACAUGUGUGGAUUGUCGAUCGUCUUUUCUCGACCCAGCCGCUUGUGCUCGUCAUUGAAUUUUUCUUUUGAUUUUUGUUUGAUUCUUUUUGUUUUUCUCACUCGUUUGGGUCUUCCACCUGCCGAUUAUUGGUUGUUUAUUUAUUCAUUUCCCCCAUUUCUUAUUGGCGUUAGUAUGAUUAUCCCGACACUAAAACUAUUUGCAGUGUUGAUUCGUUAAUGGUUUCGUCCUUUUCAUUUUGUUGUUAUAGACAAUUCUUCAUGUUGAUACGUACACAGUUUAACUAAGUAUAUAAUAGAGAGUUUUUUCUCGUCGCAUUUUGAUCUUGUUCGUCGGUUUGGCGUAUAUUUUGUCUCUCCAGAAAUGUGGUGCUUCCUCCUCCCCCCCCCCCUUUUUCUUUUCUCCCUUUUCUCUUGUAAAAUCAGUUCACAUAAUUUGGUUCGUUCGCCUUCCGCUCGAAUUGUUUCGGCUUUUUCUCCCCUUGUCGCGCCUGUACAGUCCUUAUUAUAUACUUUAUACACACUAAAUGGUU
Messenger RNA from Daphnia pulicaria, 3668 nucleotides. RefSeq names its product T-box transcription factor TBX20-like. Gene Ontology annotation, molecular function: DNA-binding transcription factor activity, RNA polymerase II-specific; RNA polymerase II cis-regulatory region sequence-specific DNA binding. Bases 817 to 3045 code for a protein of 742 amino acids. The record is from RefSeq and is a predicted model, not a curated record. Gene Ontology annotation, cellular component: nucleus. NCBI's taxonomy places the organism in Eukaryota, Metazoa, Arthropoda, Branchiopoda, Diplostraca, Daphniidae. The transcript is spliced from 6 exons. Gene Ontology annotation, biological process: positive regulation of DNA-templated transcription; cell fate specification; heart development.